AUGUUCCUUCUCGUUCUUUUUACAUUCAGCGAUGCUUACAAUUCUUCGACAUCAAAGAAUGCUGAUCCUAUUGUCAUCGAAGUGAAUUGGUCAGCACAGGAUUACCUUCUACAUACAACACCAAGUCUGCAGAUUGUCACGAACCCACUAGUAUCAAGACAAUUUUCGCCUAUCAGCAAACGAAUAUUUGCCAACUUAGCACAACUCAAUGCUGAAUAUACGCGGUAUGCUGCUUGGUAUCCCUAUCCAAAAAUGGCCGUUGCCGAAUUGGAUCCACCAUCUGGUUUGUUGCAAUGCGGCAAUGUUGGUGAAGGCUUUUCCGUACAUCUAUCAUGCCAACAAAAUGGUGGUAUCAUUCAUUCCGUUGAUUUCGCUUCAUACGGAACAGCGAUGGGUGCAUGUGGUCAGAUGAAGCAGGGAUCUUGUCAUUCAAACAAAAGUUUAGAUAUUGUUGAGCAAGCAUGUCUGGGCAAAGAAGAAUGCAGCGUGCCGGCAUCAUAUGAAAUCUUCGGAGAUCCUUGCUUCGGUACUCACAAGAGAUUACUCGUUCAAAUUCAAUGUAAUCCUCCACAAAAUAAUAGUUACUGGAAUUUCAUCUAUCUCGAUCCGACGUUACAAGAUUUUCUUCAAGCGACCAAUGGUCAUUCCCGUAUUGUCAUGUUUUCGACACAACCUGUGUGGCUAUUUAAACUUAAUCAACCGCAUAUCUAUCCAGACAACGCUACACAAACAGAUUGGGGAUAUCCAGAAGGAUCACAGUUAGUCGACGAUACCAUGCAAGCACUUGGCGACUAUUAUGGUCGUCUGACGGCGUGGUAUACUCGAGGUGGUUUCGUUGACGAAUAUGGUCGAAAACAAUUAUCGAACUAUACAUACAACUGGGAUUACACUGAAAUAUUUAACGAAAUUGAAUUUGAGCAUAAAAUGACACCUGAAUUUUAUACUCGUGCUUAUGAUGCCGUGAUUCAAGGUAUUCGGCGACAUACAAAUAAUACUGAGAUGAAAUAUGUUGGAAUGGCACUUGGCGGCCAUUAUGAAUUCGAUUGGUACCACUAUUUCCUGAAUCAUUCCAAUCAUGCACCUGAUAUCCCACUGGAUAUGAUUUCUUAUCACUUUUAUGCUUCCAGCAAGUCAAGAACGGAUCCCGUUGAUUAUGAAGCAUUUUUUCCUCAGCUUGACACUUUUACAGAUGAAGUCAAACAAAUCGAACAAAUUCGAAAAGCUCUUUCGCCUGAAACAAAAACCACCAUCGAUGAACUGGGAAUUAUUCUCCCUAACGAUAAUGAUAUAGAUGCACCUCAAUUUCCAUUGAUCUACUGGAAUGCAGGUGGAGCUUACUAUGCUUAUGCAUGGGCAAAAAUAUCUCGACAAGGUAUCGAUGUUGUAGGUCACAGUCAAUUAGUCGGCUACCCAAAUUUACCUGAUCUUCAACUUUCACCACAGUUUCCUAGUGUCUCUAUGUUAAACUGGACCACGGGUGCAGGAACAGCUAAAUAUUGGACUUCAAAAUUACUGAUCGAUACAGCUGAUAUCGACAAUGAUGAAGCGGUAAUUACACAAACCACUGAUAUGGGUGAAAAAAGCAUAUUUAGUCAAGCAUUUGUGGGUAAGAAUGGUAGAAGAUGGGUAUUGAUUGUCAACAAACGAUUUACUGACAUCGUGGUAAAAUUACCUGACUCUACCGGUGGUACGUUGCAACUCAUCAAUGAAGCAUCUGGUUUUGGCCCUCCUAUACAGACAGCACUGACAUCGGACCAGAUUGACUUGAGUCCGUUUGCUGUGGCCGUUAUUCAUAUGCCUCAUGCAGAACUCAAGCCUUGA
Messenger RNA from Rotaria sp. Silwood2, 1821 nucleotides. The record is from the annotation of a GenBank genome assembly. Lineage: Eukaryota; Metazoa; Rotifera; Eurotatoria; Philodinida; Philodinidae.